UCUUUUAAGGGAAUUAGAAAGGUAGAAUCGCCUCUCAAAAUGAUUGAACACAUAUAUUUCGCGGUUUUUUCACAAUUUUGAAUUGUUCCGAAAUAUAGAGGGUGAGAAUAGCUGUUAUGGGCACUCUGUAUACAUAUCCGUAUAAAAUUAAUUUCGGAUCUCUUUUAAAAUUGUGAUUCGUCUGUGGCUACUAUGAAUAACGAUAUCUGGGCGUGAUUAUAUAUUGAUAAAGAUAACAUCGGUUGUUCUUACGAAGAAACGUCGAAUUGGAUGAUUGUUUGAUCAACAUCACAGCAAUUCACCUAUUUACCAUCAUUUGUUUGUCAAUCGAUCACGAUGCGUUCCGCCGUCUCCUGUCAAACAUUCGUUCGAACGGUAGACUCGCCGCCGUUCCCCCUCGAUUUUCUCUCCCCCGAGCAACGCGGUAUCGUGCGAUCUCGACAAAUUAUUCGGCAGUUAUCACCCCAUCAUGGACGACACCAGACUGUACAAGUACUAUCGAACGUCCGGAUACGGUUUAAAUUCGCUGAUAUAUCGAUUUCUCAUCGCCGAUUAUAAUCUCAGGCGGUUCUUCAACAUAGGUGCUUAUUGCGGACCGGUGACUUUCGUGACGUUCAUCUUCGCAGUAAUUAUGACCGUCUGUUCGUUAACAAGUUUGAACAUGGUGACGAUGAACGAUACCCUUUUUCGUGAAUUGUUUGAGAAAGCGGAGAAGAAGUUACCGCGAAUGGAGAGCGUCGUUAACGUUAUACCGUCGUACAAAUGUAUUCACAAACAUCUACAACGGAUGAACGUGUUCCAAGAGAAAACGAAGAAAAUGUUAUGCAAAGAGCAACUGGAGCUGGAAAUAAUGAACAGCAAAAUGUCGUGCAUCGAGAAGCUAUUGAAGCCCGAGGAACAGUCCGAGUGGCGUCGUAGCAGAUCGCCAAAAGCAUACCAUCGCCCUAUUAACGUGGAAAUAUCAAAAUAGCAAGUAAUAAUACACAGGGAAAUGAGGUCGCGUAUACAUGUAAAAUCUGAUGAAACUUUAUUCUCAAUUUUAUAAUUAAUGCUUUCAUUAGCGAUUUACAAUUGAUAUAUAAAUGUAAUGGUUGUCUGAUCUCGCGCUUUAUAGAAAUAAAAUAAAUCUGUGACAUAUAG
This is a messenger RNA of Solenopsis invicta (red fire ant), 1140 nucleotides long. RefSeq lists its product as uncharacterized. Lineage: Eukaryota; Metazoa; Arthropoda; Insecta; Hymenoptera; Formicidae. The coding region runs from base 470 to 970 and encodes 166 amino acids. The transcript has 7 exons. The record is from RefSeq and is a predicted model, not a curated record.